AUGCCUGGGCUUCCGCUUGCUACUUCCCUUCCUCCUCGUCCUCACCUCCUCCUCACCUCCUCUCCUCUUCCUCACCUCCUCCUCUCCUCUUACUCACCUCCUCCUCUCCUCUUACGCACCUCCUCCUCUCCUCUUACUCACCUCCUCCUCUUGCUCACCUCUCUUGCUCACCGCCCGUCCUCACCUCUCUUGCUUGUGUAUCAUCAGAUGGUGGUGGUGGGGGAUGACUGUGCGCUGCCGCCGCCUCGUGGGAUUGCCGGGAGAAGAGGCCUGGCCGGGACGGUCUUUGUGCACAAGGUGGCAGGAGCAGCUGCAGAGGAGGGCAAGUCACUCGCUGACGUGGCAGCAGAGGUUCGCCAGGUGGCAGGUGGGGACUGGAUUAGGAUAUGUUGCGGGUUAGGCCUGGUGGGAACCAUGGGGGCCUGGUGGGCACCAUGGGGGUGGGCCUCUCUGUCUGCACCGUGCCGGGGGGGUUCCCGUCGGAUCGUCCGCCUUUCUUUUCCGCCCUCUCCCCCCUUCCAACAUGCUCGGUGCUGCCUGUGUGUCGCCCAUACCACAGGCCUGGUGGGCACCAUGGGGGUGGGCCUCUCUGUCUGCACCGUGCCGGGAGGCUUCCCCUCCGAUCGGCUCCCUGCCACCAAGAUGGAACUCGGGCUGGGCAUUCAUGGCGAGCCAGGAGCAGCAGUGGUGGACAUGCAGCCAGUGGAUGUCGUCGUCUCCCACAUGCUCAAAACCAUCAACAACCCCGACACGGGCUACAUGCCUCUCAAGCUCGGCAGCAGAGUAGCUCUCAUGGUCAACAGCCAUGAUCAUCAUGCGCUGUGCUCCCCUUCUUCUCUCUGCUCCCCCCACCCCCGACUCCUCCCCCCACCCCCGACUCCUCCCCCCACCCCCACCCCCGACUCCUCCCCCCACCCCCGACUCCUCCCCCCACCCCCGACUCCUCCCCCCACCCCCGACUCCUCCCCCCACCCCCGACUCCUCCCCCCACCCCCGACUCCUCCCCCCACCCCCGACUCCUCCCCCCACCCGCCCCCUCUCCACCGCCUCCUCCCGCCCGCCCUCCCUCCCCCUUCCAGCCUGGGCGCGACACCAGCCAUGGAGGUCAUGAUUGCGGCUGGCAAGGCUGUAGCGCAACUACAGGUGAAGCAUGGGCUGGCAGUGGAGCGGGUGUAUGCAGGCCACUUCAUGACGUCACUCGACAUGUCAGUGCUCAAGGUGGACGAUCAAGUGCUGCAGCGACUAGACGCCCCAACCCUCGCCCCUGCAUGGCCCAACGCAUGCCAAGGGCGUGAGAGCGAGGCGAGUGUGUGUGCUACCCUCGUCAAGGCACUCGUCAAGGCACUCGUCAAGGCACUCGUCAAGGCACUCGUCAAGGCACUCGUCAAGGCACUCGUCAAGGCACUCGUCAAGGCACUCGUCAAGGCACUCGUCAAGGCACUCGUCAAGGCACUCGUCAAGGCACUCGUCAAGGCACUCGUCAAGGCACUCGUCAAGGCACUCGUCAAGGCACUCGUCAAGGCACUCGUCAAGGCACUCGUCAAGGCACUCGUCAAGGCACUCGUCAAGGCCCUCGUCAAGGCACUCGUCAAGGCACUCGUCAAGGCACUCGUCAAGGCACUCGUCAAGGCACUCGUCAAGGCACUCGUCAAGGCACUCGUCAAGGCACUCGUCAAGGCACUCGUCAAGGCACUCGUCAAGGCACUCGUCAAGGCACUCGUCAAGGCACUCGUCAAGGCACUCGUCAAGGCACUCGUCAAGGCACUCGUCAAGGCACUCCUCAAGGCACUCCUCAAGGCACUCCUCAAGGCACUCCUCAAGGCACUCCUCAAGGCACUCCUCAAGGCACUCCUCAAGGCACUCGUCAAGGCACUCGUCAAGGCACUCGUCAAGGCACUCGUCAAGGCACUCGUCAAGGCACUCCUCAAGGCACUCCUCAAGGCACUCCUCAAGGCACUCCUCAAGGCACUCCUCAAGGCACUCCUCAAGGCACUCCUCAAGGCACUCCUCAAGGCACUCCUCAAGGCACUCCUCAAGGCACUCGUCAAGGCACUCGUCAAGGCACUCGUCAAGGCACUCCUCAAGGCACUCCUCAAGGCACUCGUCAAGGCACUCGUCAAGGCACUCGUCAAGGCACUCCUCAAGGCACUCCUCAAGGCACUCCUCAAGGCACUCCUCAAGGCACUCCUCAAGGCACUCCUCAAGGCACUCCUCAAGGCACUCCUCAAGGCACUCCUCAAGGCACUCCUCAAGGCACUCCUCAAGGCACUCCUCCGCUCUGGCUCCUCCCGUCCUUCCGCAUCCAGGUGCGCGACCAGCCACCAAGGUGCCAGUGCCUCUCCCCCCGGCCCCGCCAGGCUCUCAACCUCAUGUGAGCGUCCAAAGGAGUUAACAGAGGAGGGGCGGUGCCUGGAGCGGUGCAUCCGUGGUGGGGGUGGUGGGGCGCUCAGGCCGUGCUUGACAUGUGAGCGUCCAAAGGAACUAACAGAAGAGGGGCGGUGCCUAGAGCGGUGCAUCCGAGGGGGCGCUCAGGCCGUGCUAGCACUGGCAGCGGACCUGAAUGCAUGGGAUGCCAAGAUCGGUGAUGGGGACUGCGGCAGCACGAUGAGUCGCGGGGCCAAGGCAGUCCUCGACGCCCUCGCCUCAAGAUACCCGCUUAAUGAUGCACCAGCAACAGUGAGGGAGAUGGGCGCGAGUGUGCGCUGCUCCAUGGGGGGGACAAGUGGAGUCAUAUACGACAUCUUCUGCCGGUCAGCGUAUGUUAAGCUCAGGGAGCUCGCAGGGCCAGCAGCACAGCCCACUCCUGCCCACUGUCUGUCCUCUCCCUCCCUCCUCUCGCUCCUCGCCCUCCCCUCCCUCUUCUCUCUCCCCUCCCUCCUCUCCCUCCUCUCUUUCCUCUCCCUCCUCUUCCUUCUCUCGCGGGCGGCGGCAUUUGAGGCGGCAGUGGCAGCGGUGAGUCUGUACGGCGGCGCUCAAGCGGGCUACCGCACCAUGCUGGAUGCUCUGCUGCCCGCCGCUGCCACUCUCUCUCGCAGUGUCAAGGCAGGGGAGUCUGCAGCGGCAGCGCUGGCUGCUGCUGCUCAGGCUGCUGCUGCAGGAGCCGAGUCAACCAAGUCAAUGCCAGCACUGACUGUAGACCGUUUAACACACGAGCGGCGGCUGCGGGUGAGAAGAAGUCAGGCGAAGGAGGAGGAUGAGGAGGAGGAGGAGGAGGAGGAGGAGGAGGAGGAGGAGGAAGAGGAGGAGGAGGAGGAGGAGGAGGAGGAGGAGGAGGAGGAGGAGGAGGAGGAGGAGGAGGAGGAGGAGGAGGAGGAGGAGGAGGAGGAGGAGGAGGAGGAGGAGGAGGAGGAGGAGGAGGAGGAGGAGGAGGAGGAUCGCCCCUUUUCCAACAGAAAGCGCUUGGAGUCCUCCCCUCCCUCCACUCACCCUCGCAGCAGCCGCCACUGCUUUUCCCCCUGCACGCCCCCCACUUGUUCCCCGGCCGUCCCUCACGCCCCCUCCGUCGUCUCCCCCACUCGAUCCACCCCUCAUGCCCCAUUUCUUCACACUCCCCCCAUUGCGCGCCCCACUCGCUCAACCACUCUCCCUCACACGCCAUCCCCCCCCUCCUCUGCUGCGCCGCCCGCUCGCUCGCUCCGCGGAACCUUCCGGCGGCUGCUCCAGCGCUGCCAGCUCUCGAAUGACGUGGCACUGCAGGCGCUGGAGGGUCGGCUGCAGCUGCUGGACGCGCACAGGGCGCUCAGCAGUGUGCGGUGCCAGCAGUUCGUGACCGCAUUCGAGGGGCCUCAGAGAAUGAGUGCGUUCGAGGGGCCUCAGAGAAUGAGUGCGUUCGAGGGGCCUCAAAGAAUGGUGGAGGCCGAGUCAAUGCACAGGGCGCUCAGCAGCGUGCGGUGCCAGCAGUUCGUGACGGCGUUCGAGGGGCUUCAGAGAGUGGCGGCGUUUGAGGGCUCUCAGAGGGUGACAGCGUUUGAGGGGGCACACAGGGAGCUCAGCAGGACACGAUUGACCACCUCAGAGUCAUGGGGUGAUGAUGCUGCUGCUGCUGCUGAUGGUGGUGCUGAUGGUGUUGCUGAUGACGCUGAUGGUGCUGUCAUGGGAGCCGUGCCCGUGGCUCUUGAGGUGCGAGAACCAGGUGCUGGAGGGCGGACUGAGGCAGAUUUCGCCGACGAGAAUUCCAGCGAUGGGGAUUCCACUGGAGCGGGGCAGUGCACGCCGCAUGCGCGUUCCUGGAUGGCUGAUCUGGCAUAUUAUAAUGAACCCAGAAGGUCCAAUUCGCUCCAGCCAACUCCUUCACUCACUUCAACCUGCUCUCUCGCCUCAACCCCAUCUUUUACUUCCACUCCCUCCCGUGGCUUCUGCUCCCUCAACUCAACUCCCUCUCUGGACUCAACUCCCUCUUACACCUCCAACGUUCAUUCCAUCCCGUCAAGGAGGCGAAGCUUCUCUGGUGCAGCAGAGAGGCUUCCGAGAAACCUAGGGGGUUGUAGAUGUAGUAGUGCCUCUGCUUGUAUAAAUGGUGCAGCUAGCACCAGGUAG
Closterium sp. Naga37s-1 is the source of this 4536-nucleotide messenger RNA. Lineage: Eukaryota; Viridiplantae; Streptophyta; Zygnematophyceae; Desmidiales; Closteriaceae. The record is from the annotation of a GenBank genome assembly.